AUGUCCAGUCAAAUGGCUAGACCAAUGACUGGACAGCUUGCUCCAAAAGUGGGGGUUUCCCUGGGAGUUCUAGGAUUCUCUAGCUACUGGCUAUGGAAUAACCAAAUUAAGAGCGAGGUGGCUGUCAACGACCAAAGUCGACUUGCCUUCGAGAAGGGAGCCCAGGAUCUUGCUCAGAAACCGGUUCAUGACAAAUCAUUUGGCGGAAAGCUCAAUUACCAGGAACUAUCCAUCGGUUCCAUGUGCGGCUUGGCAUGUGGAAUUGUUGUUGGGAAAUUAAGCUCCUUGAUUGUUUUCGUUUCGUUGAGCUUUUAUUUGGGAGUCCAGUUCCUCCAAUCCCGGGGAAUCAUCACAAUUCCUUGGACUAGAUACAUCAAAGUCGGAUCGCAGCUCAUCGACGUGAGACAGAUGGUCUUUGAACAGCCAAGUUUCAACAUCACGUUUAUUCUAACAUUUUUGCUGGCAGCUUACUAUGUGUGA
Messenger RNA from Ogataea philodendri, 480 nucleotides. RefSeq lists its product as uncharacterized. Bases 1 to 480 code for a protein of 159 amino acids. The transcript has a single exon. NCBI's taxonomy places the organism in Eukaryota, Fungi, Ascomycota, Pichiomycetes, Pichiales, Pichiaceae. The record is from RefSeq and is a predicted model, not a curated record.